CCACGAGGAAUAGCUCAGUGUGGUGUGAUUAGUUCAACAGCUGCCAACCCCACCAAUAAAUCAGUGCCUUCCUGCCCUGGAUUACAUUCUGUCUAUCAUAAGUCACUUCCUACAGGGAUCCAGACCACAUCAGUGUCAACAAAGUAAAAUCUGCAUCAUUUUUUCACGACUGCUUUGCUGCUUUAGCAUGGGAGCACCCACCAAGGUGCCCCAGACACUGAAGCCCCUGGCUGACCUGCAGGGUUGAGGCUGGGUCUAUAGGUUAUAACCACUUAGAAAAGUUGCUAAUGAUACCCAUGCUUUUCACUCCUGCAGGGUUUCAGCUGUCAUUCUGUGAUGUGGAAGGUUAAAAUCUCCUCAAUAUUAUAAGCAGGUUGGGGACUGGAUCAUUUUCAGGCCUUCCAUGCAGCACCUAACACAACAAAUUGCAUGACAGGAUGUGACAAAUUUCCACACAUAUGCCAAUACAAAUAAACCAAUAAAACCAUCAGAAUUUAAACUGCUAUAAAAGAAGAAACUCUUUCCCCUCUUUGGCUGCUCUGCUGGAGGAUAAGGCUGUCCCUGCCAGGCAGUAAAGGCAGCCUGGACCUUUAAGAGCAGCAGUUGCCAGUGCAGCUCUUCCUGGGAACUUUGGAACAGCCCAGGGUGGAAGCCUGAGCUGACUGCCUGCGAGGCAAAAUGAACAUUCAGGAGUAUUUUGGAAGAAUAUCUUACAACAAUCCCCAUAAGGAUACAGACUUGCAGACCCUGACAGCCAUCUUCCAGCAUCACAUCCAGACCAUUCCUUUUGAGAACCUCAGCAUGCAUUGUGGGGAGGCCAUCAAACUGGAUUUGCAAUCUACUUACAAUAAGAUUGUGAGAAAGAAACGUGGUGGAUGGUGCCUGGAAAUCAACCACCUCCUCUUCUGGGCCUUGCAAGAAUUAGGGUAUGAUGUCUGUAUUCUUGGUGCAAACAGCUAUGAGCCAGCAGAGAAGGGAUACACUGCUGAGAUAAACCAUAUCCUGCUGAAGGUGGUGAUCAAGGGAGAUUCCUACAUAGUAGAUGCUGGGUUUGGUGGUGCCUACCAGAUGUGGCAGCCACUGAUGCUGAUUUCUGGGAAGGACCAACCCCAGGUCCCUGGCAUUUUCCACUUCAUGGAAGACAACGGCAUCUGGUACUUUGAGAAAGUCAAAAGGAAGCAUUAUAUUCCUGAGCACAGUAAGAGUGACUUCCCUGAUACUCCAGAACUGGGGAACAUCCGAAAAAUAUACAGAUUUACUCUUGAGCCACGGCAUAUAGAUGAUUUCCAGGAGCUAAAUGCCUACCUCCAAGUGUCUCCAGAUAACAUCCUUCGGAAGAAGUCAAUCUGCACUCUCCAAACCACCAAUGGGUUCCUUGCCUUGGUUGGAUGGACCUUCAGUGAGAUGAAAUACAACUACACAGAGGACACGGACCUGGUGAACAUCACAACCCUUACAGAUGAAGAGGUUGAGAAGACACUGAAAGAUAAAUUCAAUAUAGUACUGGAGAACAAACUAGUACCAGUAAAUGUUCGUGGCUUGCCACCUAAUUUAGUGGAUAAGAUCUAACUGUAACACUGUGCUAGAUAGAUCUUUAAAUAGCCAGGAGAAAAAUUCUAAAAUUAACAUUAAUUACAAUAAUUGCAUUUUUAACUCGAGCUAGUCAUCAAGCUUGGUAAAUUCUAGUACAUUGCUAAUUAACUGCAUAUAUCAAUUGCAUAUUUUUUAUUAAACCUCUCCUUCUUUAGAAACCAAGACAUCUUACUAGCUCAGUUCGGCUCAUAUGGAAAUUGCUUUUUGACUACUUAACUUUUUGUUCACCUUCUCAAGAACUCAUUUUAUUGCAGAUAUAUUUUGUGGUAAAUGAGGCC
Molecule: messenger RNA, 1871 nt
Organism: Parus major (Great Tit)
Lineage: Eukaryota; Metazoa; Chordata; Aves; Passeriformes; Paridae
Product: arylamine N-acetyltransferase, liver isozyme-like
Exons: 2
Coding region: 679-1569 (296 amino acids)
Molecular function (GO): acetyltransferase activity
Source: RefSeq, a predicted model, not a curated record